AGAAGGCUGACUGGUAACGCACGGUCCACACCUUAUUCAGGCCCUCAAAGUACAAAAAAUUACUCCCACGUACGUACAAAACGAGGGGCAUAAAUCGUAAAACAUUUUUGAUGUCUAUCUGUAUUAAGUCUCACCCAAUGAAGGGUGGUGGACGGCUUCGGCCCAAGGCAUCGAAGCAGGAUGACUCGAUUAUGGGGACCAACAACAGCAGUAUCGUCUCCAAGCGCAGCGUCGAACGCCUAUACUACCCAAAUGAGCCACAUUUCUUCCGCUACUUCGUCAAAAAGCCUCAAAGACGAGCACCCCUGAUUAAUAGAGGCUAUUGGUUGCGCAUGAAAGCGAUAGAUCACGUGGUCAGCCAGUUUUUAAAGGAGACCACGGGGAAGAGAAAGAUUGUUGUCAACCUAGGCUGUGGAUAUGACCCUCUCCCAUGGCAAUCCUGGGCGAGAUACCCGGAAGCAUCACGAGAUGUUACAUUUGUGGACAUCGACUAUAGGGAUUUGAUUCUCAGGAAGAGAGAUAUGGUACAGCAAACAAGCGAGCUUAAUGGCGUUCUGAAGAACGUGGAAUAUCCUGAAGAUGGCGAUAUCCUACUACGAAGCGAACAAUACCUGCAGGUUGGCUGUGACCUGCGAGAUCUCACAAAGCUCGAGAAGUUCUUCUCCUCGGAGUUUGACUUGAGUAGCAGCGUCGUCUUCUGCACUGCGGAGGUUUCGAUUGCAUACAUGGACGUCGAGACUUCUGAUGCUUUAAUCAAAUGGAUUGGAUCGCUCCCCUACUCUCUAUUUUGCCUUCUGGAGCAAUUACUCCCCAAUGGACCACGCCAUCCAUUUGGAAAGACCAUGUUGGCGCAUUUCGACAAACUUCAAACGCCACUGAGGCCUGUUUUGGCAUAUCCAACCACACAAGAUCAGGUGAAUCGAUUCAAAAAAGCGGGGUGGGCAGAUGCCCGUGCUCGGAAUUUAUGGGAACUUUGGGGAUCUUCAGACUUCCUUUCCUCCAAAGAGCGUAUACACCUGGAUGAAGUUGAGCCCUUCGACGAAUGGGAAGAAUUUGCUCUUUUUGGGUGCCAUUACACGCUCCUCGAGGCAUCUAAUGUGCACCUGCCCACAACCCAGCCUCAGAACACGGAAAUAGCUGCCGCUUCUGUUGGGAAAACGGACCCCGAACCAGUGUCUGUGAAAGGGGAAAUGGAAUACACUGAGUCCUCUAAGUUAAAUGGGAUAAGGAGGUUUGGGGCAUCAUUAUCUGUUAAGGGUGACAAUGGUUGCCCAGAUCUGAAAGGCAAUUUUGGUGGUAUGGGUCUGAAUAACCGGCUAGGUUCAAUUGAUGUCUUCGCAAGCGCAUCGCAAGGCGGAUCAUCCCCUCCGGGUCCUACGCUACGUAUAAAACCCGAAACCCGCAUGUGCCACACUCUGACAGAGAUUGGAGAUUGCGGUUCACUGCUUGUGGGUGGACGAUCGUCGCCAGACAAGGCCUUUGCGGACUGCUGGCUAUACUCGAAACUAUCUCAUACGUGGGAACGUGUUGACGAUAUUCCAGUAGGCAGAUAUAGGCACUCCGCAUUUGCUCUGGGCGAUGGCUCGGUGCUUGUGACAGGCGGAAAGAAGGAUUCAAACACUGUACUGAGUGACACGCUUAUUUGGAAUCGCAAAACAGGCUGGAAAGAGUGUCUUCCCGACCAGGAUGGUAAACCACAGGUAUUUGGCGCACUGAUGAUCUCUGAUGUUAUCUCCACAACCUCCACAACCUCCACGACGACGAGUGGCUUCCUUGUUGGUGGAAUGUUGACCGACGGGCGAGUCUCGACAGAUCUCUGGUCAUGGGAGCUUCAGAAAUAUCCACGCGAGCGGUCAAUAAGAUGGAGCUGCCACGGCAAAGCUGCUGGGGUAGAGAACCAAUAUUUGCACCGAUUUGGCGCAUGUUGGGCAAACUACGACGGGAAAUCGUUGGUGGUUGGUGGUAUAAUGCCUGGCAACCUGAUUCCAGAACACGCCGAAACAGUGGCUCUCGAUAUCGAAAGCGACGCAGGACGAAUUAGGACAAAUCUAACGAAUAUAGAACGAUGCAACACAAGGCCGCUACUGAUCGGUCACUCCGUUGCAACGUCCAGCAGGAGCAUGUUGAUCAUGGGUGGAGGAGCUGUAUGCUUCUCAUUUGGCACAUUUUGGAACAAAGGCUGUUAUACCAUUUUAUCGGCCGAUGAGGAUGGAGGUAAUCUUCAAGAGUCAGACAAACAGGUCACUGGUAGUUCUGAGCCGUGGAGUUACUUGAAUACUGUUGAUUCGGAAUCGAGCCACCCCCCUAAGGUCUCAUUACGGCCUUCACCGCUUGAGAAUCAGAAGCCUAGAGAGCCUAUUAUCAUCGCGCGGAAGAAGAUUUCAUCGUGGACGGAUUUCGUGGCCAUUUUGUCUUCGGCGGAGCCAGUAAUUUUGGAGGGCCUCGACAUGGGCUCAUGUACAGAUCUGUGGACUAAUUCCUAUCUUCUAGACCGUAUUGGUCAACAUCGAGAUGUAACCGUCCACCAAGCCAUCGAGGAUCGCAUGGACUUUGUAUCAAAAAACUUCCAAUAUGUCACAAAGGACUUUGGUAGUUUCAUUGAAUCUAUCGGCAAAGGAGAAAAGCUCUAUCUACGAUCAUUGGCAAUUGGCAAGCCAUUAGAGUUGCCUGCCGACAUAUCUCGCGACUUCCCAGAAAUAGCAGGAGACUUCCAUCUCCCACGAGAGCUUGUUGUGGUUGAAGAGAACCAGCACAGUUCACCUCUGAGAAUCUCUGGUCCGGUCACUAUGUGGCUUCACUAUGAUGUUAUGUCUAACGUUCUUUGUCAAAUCCGAGGCCAAAAACGACUUCUGCUCUUCCCUCCUGGUGACGUGGAGUAUUUUGGUUUCGCUCCUGGGGCAUCUAGCUCCAGCGUAGAUGCCUUUGGGGAUUUAACUGGUACCAAGGCAGCCGCAAGCCAUCCGCAUGAAGCAAAUAUGAAACCAGGCGAUAUACUGUUCCUGCCAUCGCUUUGGUUACACACCGCGAAGCCAUUGGACGGAGUAAGUGUUUCCGCCAAUGUCUUCUUCAGAGGCCUACAGCAUGGGUACGCUGCGGGGAAAGACAUAUAUGGAAACAGGGACUUGCAGGCAUAUGAAAAGGGAAGACAGGAUAUCAGCAAGCUCAGCAAGACGUUUGAAAACCUACCACCUGACACUCGAAAGUUCUAUCUAUUGAGGUUAGCAGAUGAGUUGGACCAGAAGGCCCGGUCAUCUUGAAACAAUGAAGAAACGUUUGAACUAUAGUACUCUACAUGGACGUGACUGUCCCUAAUGUUCGCUCUGUAGUCACAGCGCCGCCAUGGCUUUACUUUGUUGGCUCCAAGAAGCACUGGCAAGGUUAGAGAUCGAACAAGCUUGCACUGAUGGUGCACACCAUCGGGAUCGCCACAAAAGCAAAACGAAGACAUUCUGCGGAGUGGCGGGCCGGAUGGUGACUCGCGGAAACGUGGACGAGAUGGCGAGACAUCGGUAAAACAUACUUUGAUGGGAAUAGACGACAACGUUGUUCGAGGUCAGGAGCAACAAAUUCUCCAUGCUGUACGUACAAAGGGGGAGCAGCGAUUUUCUCCAAUGCACCAGCAUGACAUUCAUCACAUACAUCGCAUCCUGCGCAUUAAAUUGCAUAUGGAUAUAGUAUACUCUUUACCCUGUACGGAGUACACCCUUCCAUCCGUCGUAAUAUAAAUACUCGUCGGUUCUGGUCCGAGAUCAAAAACUCGGUUGAGCUUUGGCAGCCAUGAAAAGGCCAAGAGGAGCAUGAUUAUUCCCUCCCAUCUAGACCACACAAAUCACACAAAUAAUAAGCCAGUAGCCAACAGCUUUCUCACUUGAAGC
This is a messenger RNA of Pseudogymnoascus destructans, 3875 nucleotides long. It is a transcript of the gene PPM2, whose product is annotated as tRNA methyltransferase ppm2. Lineage: Eukaryota; Fungi; Ascomycota; Leotiomycetes; Thelebolales; Thelebolaceae. The transcript is spliced from 6 exons. Gene Ontology annotation, biological process: wybutosine biosynthetic process; tRNA methylation. The record is from RefSeq and is a predicted model, not a curated record. Bases 111 to 3257 code for a protein of 1048 amino acids. Gene Ontology annotation, molecular function: protein binding; tRNA methyltransferase activity.